CUUCAAACGUAUAUGUGACGUAGAUAUCAUGCGCAGAGAAGCCACACGUGUUAUGUUUUCAUGGAGGUGGUUGGUAAUCUACUUCGGUAAUUUGUAAAUCGUAAUAUUCCAAAGGAAACGCAAUUUAAAUAAUAAGUGAUCAACAACAGCAGCAAACAUGGGGAAGAAACUCAAAGUUGGAAAGACCAGAAAAGAUAAAUUCUACCACUUAGCAAAGGAAACGGGGUAUCGUUCACGUUCUUCCUUCAAGCUUAUUCAGCUGAACCGAAAAUUCCAGUUCUUACAGAAAGCCAGGGCUCUGGUGGACUUGUGCGCUGCUCCGGGUGGUUGGUUACAGGUGGCGUCCAAGUUUAUGCCCAUCUCCAGUCUUGUUAUUGGUGUCGACUUGGUCCCAAUCAAAUCUAUCCCCAACGUGGUCACCCUGACAGAGGACAUCACCACAGAGAAAUGCCGGCAGGCUCUGAGGAAGGAGCUCCAGACAUGGAAGGUGGACGUGGUCCUAAAUGACGGAGCUCCAAAUGUUGGAGCCAACUGGGUGCAUGAUGCCUUCUCUCAGGCUCAUCUGACCCUGAUGGCUCUGAAGCUGGCGUGUGACUUCCUGGCCAAAGGGGGCACGUUUGUCACCAAGGUGUUCCGCUCCAAAGACUACCAGCCACUGCUGUGGAUCUUCCAGCAGUUCUUCAAGAAGGUGCAGGCUACCAAGCCCCAGGCCUCCAGAAACGAGUCGGCUGAGAUCUUCGUCAUCUGCCAAGGCUACCUGGCCCCAGACAAAAUUGACAACAAGUUCUUCGACCCCAAACAUGCUUUCAAAGAGGUGGAGAUCCAAGCCAAGGCUAUCAAAGACCUGGUCCCUCUGAAGAAACCAAAGGCGGAGGGAUACACAGAUGGUGAUCUGACCCUGUAUCACACCUUCUCAGCGACCGCCUUCCUCAAGGCUGACAACCCUGUGGACUUCCUGAGCAAAGCCAACGAGAUCAAUUUUGACAACCCUGAGUUGGAGUCUCACGAGGCCACAUCUGACGAGGUCAUAGAGUGUUGCCGUGACAUCAAGGUUCUGGGCCGCAAGGAGCUCCGUCUGCUGCUGAACUGGAGGUCCAAGCUGAGGAGAUACCUGGCUAAGAAGCUAAAGGAUGAGGCCAAACAGCUGGAUGAGGACAUCAAACUGAGUUCAGGUGAGGAGGCGAGCGAUGCAGAGGAGAAGAAAGAAGAGAAGAAAGAGGAGAAGGAGAAAAAGAAAAUGACGGUGGCUGAAAAGAAGGAAGAAGAGGCUGAGUUGGAGGAGGAAGAGAUGGAGCAGAAACUGGCUGAGCUGAAAGCCGAGGAGGUGGCAGAGCUGAGACGGAAGAAGAAGAAGCUUCUGAAGGAAAGGAGGAAGCAGAGGGAGAGGGUGGCACUGAAGAUGGACCUGCCGGGAGUCUCCAUCGCAGAUGGCAACGACUCCUCCAUGUUCUCCCUCGCAACCAUUAACAAGGCCACGGUUCUGGGUGAGCUCACCAAGGGGGACAUGAAGUUAGCUGAUGCCAUGGUGGAAGGGGAGGAGGACCUGUACUUCUCUGACGAAGGUGACAGUGACGAGGUCUCCCUGGUCUCUGACCUGGACGAUGACGACUUGGAUGAGAUCAUAGAGAAACAGAAGGAGAUGGCCAAGGACAAGGCCACCAAGAAAAAAGUGUCCUUCAGUGUGGAGAAGGAGGAGGAGGAGGAGGAGGAGGAAGGGAGUGGACUGAUAGUGGAGCUGGAGGGAAAGGAGGAGAAGAGGGACCGUGAGACCAGCAUGUGGUUCAGCAAGGACAUCUUCUCUGAACUGGAUCUGGACGGAGAUGCAGCGAGCGAGCUGCGACAGACACAGAUGCUACAGAAAAAGGACCCUACAGCCAAGGGGAAGAAGAGGAAAACCCAAGAGGAGCCUGAUACGGCCCAGCCCCAGGGGGAAGAGGCAGGGCCUUCGCAGGAAGCUGGGGCAGAGGGGGAUAGCGACAGCUACUCUGAUGAUGACAACAGCAGUGACGAGGAUGAUGAGAGGAGCAUCGCUCAGAUGAAGAAGGCUAAAGGGUCCGGCAGUAUCCAAGGAGACGCCGACGGCGACGACUUCCAGGUGGUGCCAGUGGAGAGCACCAGCAAGCGUGCUCGCAUCAUGAAUGCGGAGGGUUUGGCCCUGGGCUGUCAGAUCGCCACCUCCAAGAAGAGAUCAAGGGACCUAGUUGACGGCUCCUUCCACAGGUUUGCUAGCUCGGAGGACCAGUGCGAGGUGCCCGAGUGGUUCGUGGAUGACGAGAAGAAACACAGGAAUAAGCCUAUCCCCGUCACCAAGGAGAUGGUGGAGGAGUACAAGGCAAAAUGGAAGGAGAUCAAUGCCAGGCCCAUUAAACGAGUGGCUGAGGCCAAGGCCAGGAAGAAGAGGAGGAUGCUGAAGAAGAUGGAGUCAGCCAAGAAGAAGGCGGAGACCGUGGUCAACACAGUGGACAUUGGUGAAAGGGAGAAGAUGGCCCAGCUAAAGAGUAUCUAUAAGAAGGCGGGUCUUGGUAAGGAGAAGAGGGAGAUCACGUACGUCGUGGCCAAGAAGGGCUCUGGUACCAAGAGGGUUCGUCGUCCGGGCGGUGUCAAGGGCCAGUUCAAAGUGGUGGACGGCCGCAUGAAGAAGGACAUGAGAGGCAUGCAGAGGAAAGAGCAGCGCGAGAGAGGGGGCAAGAAAGGAGGGAAGGGGAAAGGAGGGGGCAAAGGAAAAGGCAGAGGUGGUGGUGGUGGUGGAGGAGGAUUUAAGGGUGGAAGAGGAGGGAUGAAGGGUGGAAAAGGACGUCCUGGCAGGAAAUGAGUAAAAGAACGCCGCUCUGUCCCCUCCUUUUGUUUUCGGAGGUUAAAUUAACUUUCCCCUCCAUUUUGUAUCUGAGAGUUGUCAUAUAGGCAAGCUAAGAUGGCUGCCACACUGCUGGUUCUGCUACAGUGGAAUUGUGGGUAACAAAACUUCCCUGGUGUACUUUGAGACCCUCUACCGAAACAGUGACCGCCGUACUGAAAAGCAUGAUAAAACAAUACAGGUAUCCUCCAAUCUUUUGGGUAAAUAAAAUGAGUGCUGUGUGUACAUCUUUCUAUGAGAGGAUGACAUACUUGCCUUACAUCCAGUGUUGACUGAAGCUGUUUCAGUGCACACCCUGAACCACUCUGUAAUAAAUGGUUUCGAUCAAGAUUUCACAUGAAUAGUAAUGUGUAUUAAAAUACAUGUGCUUUCAACAGAUGUUCUUUUAAAUCUUGUAAAUACUGAUGAUUUCACAAUAAAUUUCUUGAUGAAACAAGUUAA
Molecule: messenger RNA, 3295 nt
Organism: Salmo salar (Atlantic salmon)
Lineage: Eukaryota; Metazoa; Chordata; Actinopteri; Salmoniformes; Salmonidae
Gene: ftsj3
Product: FtsJ RNA 2'-O-methyltransferase 3
Biological process (GO): rRNA methylation; maturation of 5.8S rRNA from tricistronic rRNA transcript (SSU-rRNA, 5.8S rRNA, LSU-rRNA); maturation of LSU-rRNA from tricistronic rRNA transcript (SSU-rRNA, 5.8S rRNA, LSU-rRNA)
Cellular component (GO): nucleolus; preribosome, large subunit precursor; nucleus
Molecular function (GO): rRNA (guanine) methyltransferase activity; rRNA (uridine-2'-O-ribose)-methyltransferase activity
Source: RefSeq, a predicted model, not a curated record